CUUUUCUGUUACUGGAAGGAAUAAUAUUUUUAAUUACUUAGGCAUUUCCCAUUUCUCUUACCUGCAGAACUCCGGAAAUUGGCCUCAGUCCUUGUCAGUGACUGGAUGGCUGUCAUCCGCUCCCAGAGUAGUACUCAGCCUGCUGAGAAAGAUAAGAAAAAACGUAAAGAAGAGGGAAAGAGUCGAACCACCCCUCCUGAGCGACCCUUGACUGAGGUGAAGGCUGAAACCCGGGCAGAGGAGGCCCCAGAAAAGAAGAAGGAGAAGCCCAAGUCUCUUCGAACCACAGCACCCAGUCAUGCCAAGUUCCGUUCCACUGGGCUAGAGCUGGAGACCCCAUCCUUGGUACCUGUGAAGAAGAACGCCAGUGCAGUGGUAGUUUCUGACAAGUACAACCUUAAACCCAUCCCCCUCAAGCGUCAGAGCUCCUUUUCUAACAGCCCUGCAGCUACUCCAGGAGAUGCCACCCCCCCUGCAGAGAAAAAAUACAAGCCACUCAACACAACACCCAAUGCCACCAAAGAGAUCAAAGUGAAGAUCAUCCCACCACAGCCUAUGGAGGGCCUGGGCUUUCUGGAUGCGCUCAAUUCAGCCCCUGUUCCAGGCAUCAAAAUUAAAAAGAAGAAGAAAGUGCUGUCACCUACAGCUGGCAAGCCAAGCCCCUUUGAAGGGAAAACGAACACAGAACCAAGCACAGCCAAACCUUCUUCCCCAGAACCAGCACCUCCCUCUGAUGCUGUGGACACAGACCGUCCAGGGACCCCAGUUCCCCCUGUUGAAGUUCCAGAGCUCAUGGAUGCAGCCUCUUUGGAGCCAGGAGCUCUGGAUGCAAAGCCAGUGGAGAGUCCCGGAGAUCCUAGCCAAUUGACCCGGAAAGGCAAGAAGAGGAAAACUGUGACGUGGCCUGAGGAGGGCAAACUGAGAGAAUAUUUCUAUUUUGAACUGGAUGAAACUGAACGAGUAAAUGUGAAUAAGAUCAAGGACUUUGGUGAGGCAGCUAAGAGAGAGAUAUUGUCAGACCGACAUGCAUUUGAGACGGCCCGGCGUCUGAGCCAUGACAACAUGGAGGAGAAGGUGCCCUGGGUCUGCCCCCGGCCCCUGGUUCUGCCCUCACCUCUUGUCACACCUGGAAGCAACAGCCAGGAGCGAUAUAUCCAGGCGGAGCGGGAGAAAGGGAUUCUUCAGGAGCUCUUCCUGAACAAGGAAAGUCCUCAUGAGCCUGAUCCUGAACCCUAUGAACCUAUCCCUCCAAAACUCAUCCCCCUAGAUGAGGAGUGUUCCAUGGAUGAGACUCCGUAUGUUGAGAGCCUGGAUCCUGGGGGGGCUGGUGGCUCACCUGAUGGGGCAGGCGGCUCCAAGUUGCCUCCUGUUCUAGCCAACCUCAUGGGAAGCAUGAGUGCUGGGAAGAGCCCCCAGGGUCCUGGAGGAGGAGGCAUCAACGUCCAGGAGAUCCUCACCUCCAUCAUGGGUAGUCCAAACAGUCAUCCCUCAGAGGAACUGCUAAAGCAGCCAGACUAUUCAGACAAGAUCAAGCAGAUGCUGGUGCCUCAUGGACUCUUAGGCCCUGGGCCAAUAGCCAAUGGUUUCCCACCAGGAGGCCCUGGGGGCCCUAAGGGCAUGCAGCACUUUCCCCCUGGACCUGGGGGACCUAUGCCAGGCCCCCAUGGAGGAGGCCCUGGGGGCCCUGGUGGGCCAGUGGGUCCACGUCUUCUGGGUCCUCCACCGCCUCCCCGGGGAGGCGAUCCCUUCUGGGAUGGCCCGGGUGACCCCAUGCGGGGGGGCCCAAUGCGGGGAGGUCCAGGACCUGGUCCUGGACCAUACCACAGAGGCCGUGGUGGCCGAGGAGGAAAUGAACCUCCUCCUCCUCCUCCAUUCCGAGGGGCCAGAGGAGGUCGCUCUGGAGGAGGACCCCCAAAUGGACGAGGGGGCCCUGGUGGAGGCAUGGUUGGAGGUGGGGGACAUCGUCCCCAUGAAGGCCCUGGCAAUGGCAUGGGCAGUGGCAGUGGACACCGCCCCCACGAAGGCCCUGGCAAUGGCAUGGGUGGUGGCCAUCGCCCCCACGAAGGCCCUGGCGGGAGCAUGGGUGGAAGUGGGGGACACCGUCCCCAUGAAGGCCCUGGCAGUGGCAUGGGCAGUGGCAGUGGACACCGCCCCCACGAAGGCCCUGGUGGGAGCAUGGGUGGAAGUGGUGGACACCGCCCUCACGAAGGUCCUGGACAUGGGGGGCCCCAUGGCCACCGGCCUCAUGAUGUCCCUGGUCACCGAGGCCAUGACCAUCGAGGGCUACCCCCUCAUGAGCACCGUGGCCAUGAUGGCCCUGGCCAUGGAGGAGGGGGCCACCGAGGGCACGAUGGAGGCCACAGCCAUGGAGGAGACAUGUCAAACCGCCCCGUUUGCCGGCAUUUCAUGAUGAAGGGCAACUGCCGCUAUGAGAACAACUGUGCCUUCUACCACCCGGGUGUCAAUGGGCCCCCCCUGCCCUAGGGUCCACCUGCCUCCCUGCCCACACGUACCCCUGUGGACUGCAGCCUUGCUCCUUGCACCUGUUAAUGGCUUCUGUGAGGCCCACUUUCCCCAGCUGAUGAGGAGCCGGCCCCCUCCCAGUUCCCACCUGCUUGGUUCCUGGGUGUUUUCUGAUCACUGGUGCACGUUGAUGUACGUAUUUCCUCCAGUCUGGGGAGGAGAGAGACUGGACAUACUCUGUAUCCUGGACUGCUGAAGAGGAGACCCAGUUGGCUUCACUUUUUGAGGAGAUUUACCCUGUAACCCCAAACCUCUUCUGCCUGAGAACCUAAAUCUGGUUAUCCUGGAGAACACCUCUGCUUUCCAUUGGGGGUCCUCCACAUGCACACAGAACUGACAUGGGAUCACCUGCACUUAUGAAAUAAUCCUAGCCAAGCUCCUUAAUACCCAGGAGGUGGGGAGAUGGUAAAAGGGAUAUUGUAUAUCCCACUGCACUGAGAGGGCUCAAUCAGGCUGGAUUUGAGUUCUGGAACACAUCAUCCCCACUUCUCCCCCAGCACAGUCUUUACAUUCUGAAUCCUCUCUCAAGUAAGACUUCGCAACUUUCUGUGAAGACCCGUGUCUGCAUCAUGGGUCUGCUAGGUUCGAUGAUGGCAAAUUAAUGUUUGUGUCCAGUGAAAGUUUUAGCUGGAAUAGGUGAGGUGGGUGGUGUUGAUCCACCCUUGCCUACAGCUCAUUCUGGAAACUUCAUAAAAGACUUAAGUGAGACCAGCUUUCCAUCAACUUCAGCCUGGCACGCCGGGCCUAACAGUCACACUACAUGCACUGCCUUUGGGAGUUAGCGCGCUCCUUACCGCCACCUGGAACCUUGUGGGUGUGAGGCCUCCACCUCCCUUGUCCUGUCGUCCACCUCAGGAUCCCCACCAGGUGCUUUCCUGGGUGGGGUCAACAAGAUGUCUUGCCCUUUCCCAGCCCCUUCCUUCACUGUCUUGGCAUCAGUUGUUUUCUAUGAAAACAGUGGAUUGGUUGGGUUUUGUGCAGGGUCUUGGGUUAGAACCACAAUGGAUUUGAGGAUGAGUAUUUUCUUUUUCUUUCGGUUUUGUAUAUUUUGUACAUUAAUAAUAAACAGUGGAAAGAGAAGCUUAUUGAA
Manis javanica (Malayan pangolin) is the source of this 3613-nucleotide messenger RNA. The record is from RefSeq and is a predicted model, not a curated record. Lineage: Eukaryota; Metazoa; Chordata; Mammalia; Pholidota; Manidae.